UCCUCCGUCUCCAACAACACCCCCCUCCCCCAACCCAAAAAAAUAAAAAUCCUACUCUCAGUUCACGUGCGUCCCCGUCUCUCUAGUCUUUCCCCACAAUCUCCGCCUAUUCAAGAUUCACAAAUACAUACGUUACAUUCUGUAUAAUAUAGAAUACCCUCCGUCCAUAUAUAUGCAUACGCCUGUACAUACACUACUGUGUUUUUUACGUAUUCAAAAAACGAAAGUCAUCCAGCCGGCUUCAGUCAGUCUUCAUAUAAAAGGCAGCUCAGAUAAUACUGACUUUUGCUGAACUUUCGCUGGUUCGUUGGAGUCGGAGGAUUUGGCUGUUUGAUAAGAGAGUCGUGGUUGAGGAUGGCGCUUUUCGAUGCGGCUGCGAUGAUGAAGGGGCUGAGGGCGACUUACGCGAGCGGAAAGACGAGGAGCUACGAAUGGAGAGUUUCGCAGUUGAAAGCGUUGCUGAAAUUGAUGAGCUUUCAUGAGAAGGAGAUCGUCGAUGCUCUUCGCUCCGACCUCUCCAAGCCUGAACUCGAAUCUUUCCUUCAGGAGAUUGCUUUGUUGAAGGAAUCAUGUGGGUUGGCAUUGAAGGAACUACAUCGUUGGAUGGCACCAGAGAAAGUUAAGACAAUGAUGACAACAUUUCCGUCAUCAGCAGAAAUUGUUCCGGAACCUCUGGGUGUUGUCUUAGUCAUAUCAGCUUGGAAUUAUCCCUUCUUGUUAUCUCUUGAUCCCGUUAUUGGAGCUAUUGCAGCUGGCAAUGCUGUGGUUUUGAAACCUUCAGAAAUUUCCCCAGCAACAUCGUCUGUUCUUGCUAAACUUCUCGGACAGUAUAUGGAUUGUUCAGCUGUUAAAGUUAUAGAAGGAGCUGUACCUGAGACAACUGCCCUACUGCAGCAGAAAUGGGACAAAAUUUUUUAUACAGGAAAUGGAAAAGUGGCGCGCAUUGUUUCAGCUGCUGCAGCAAAGCAUCUAACACCUCUGGUGUUGGAGCUUGGUGGAAAAUCUCCGGUUAUUGUUGAUUCGAAUGUUGAUCUAAAAGUUGCAGCAAGGAGAAUUAUUGCAGGCAAGUGGGGAUGUAAUAAUGGACAAGCCUGUGUUUCCCCUGAUUACGCUAUUACAACAAAGGAGUUUGCCCCAGAUUUGAUAGAUACUCUGAGAUCUGAACUGGAGAAAUUCUAUGGGAAGGAUCCAUUAAAAUCAAAUGAUUUAUCUCGCAUUGUGAAUUCCAACCACUUCAAUCGCUUAAGUAAGCUAUUGGAUGAUGAUAAGAUUUCUGGUAAGAUAAUUCAUGGAGGUCAAAAGGACAUUGCCAAUCUAAAGAUAGCACCUACAAUUUUGCUGGAUGUCCCAGAAGACUCUCUAAUCAUGGAGGAGGAGAUCUUUGGUCCUUUACUUCCUAUUCUCACGGUUAACAACGUGGAGGACAGUUUUAAUAUCAUUAAAUCCAAAGACAAACCACUUGCAGCAUAUCUAUUUACAAACAACAAAAAGCUGAAGGAGAACUUCAUCAGGAAUAUAUCAGCUGGGGGUUUGGUUAUAAAUGACACAACCAUGCAUCUUGCAGUACCUACUUUACCAUUUGGAGGGGUAGGAGAAAGUGGAAUGGGAGCAUACCAUGGUAAAUUUUCUUUUGACGCCUUCAGCCAUAAGAAGGCAGUUCUGCUACGAAGUUUUGCAGGGGAUUUAUCUUCCAGAUACCCUCCCUACACACCAAAGAAGCUGAAUCUACUGAAGGCACUAGUGAAUGGCAGUUUAUUUGGAAUCCUUCGUGCUCUAUUAGGGUGGCAUGAUUAGUACCGGUGAAAUGAUUAAUCUUCUGCGUAAAUUCACAUUUGGAAACUAAAGAUUCCCCAAGACUGCUAGGCAGUUGUGGUUGUGUACUGUUUUCUUUUGGUUUAAGUUGGUCUUUGUUUUCUUUCAUUUGAAGAUGGUGCUUGUGGCUGUGACUUAUAAAUUCUCUCCAUUUAAAUUUGUAAAUAAUCCACUCAGACAUUUUUGCACAUUUUAUUUCACGCACCUUAUGACAAGGAAAUAAUAAUAGACACAAUAAAAGCAGAACUUUGUACGAA
Messenger RNA from Coffea eugenioides, 2069 nucleotides. RefSeq names its product aldehyde dehydrogenase family 3 member H1. Gene Ontology annotation, biological process: aldehyde metabolic process. The record is from RefSeq and is a predicted model, not a curated record. Lineage: Eukaryota; Viridiplantae; Streptophyta; Magnoliopsida; Gentianales; Rubiaceae. Bases 355 to 1794 code for a protein of 479 amino acids. The transcript has 10 exons. Gene Ontology annotation, cellular component: cytoplasm. Gene Ontology annotation, molecular function: aldehyde dehydrogenase (NAD+) activity.